Molecule: messenger RNA, 2594 nt
Organism: Anas platyrhynchos (mallard)
Lineage: Eukaryota; Metazoa; Chordata; Aves; Anseriformes; Anatidae
Gene: CAV1
Product: caveolin 1
Biological process (GO): regulation of cytosolic calcium ion concentration; caveola assembly; negative regulation of endothelial cell proliferation
Cellular component (GO): caveola; Golgi apparatus; perinuclear region of cytoplasm
Molecular function (GO): molecular adaptor activity; protein kinase binding; transmembrane transporter binding
Source: RefSeq, marked provisional
CAGCGGGGCAGCAUGUCCGGCACCAAGUACGUGGACUCGGAGGGCUUUCUGUACGCGGCGCCCGUCCGGGAGCAGGGCAACAUCUACAAGCCCAACAACAAGAUGAUGGCAGACGAGCUGAGCGAGAAGGCGGUGCACGACGUGCACACCAAGGAGAUCGACCUGGUCAACCGGGACCCCAAGCACCUCAACGACGACGUGGUCAAGAUUGAUUUUGAAGAUGUGAUUGCUGAGCCAGAGGGAACACACAGCUUUGAUGGGAUUUGGAAGGCCAGUUUUACCACCUUCACUGUAACGAAAUACUGGUUUUAUCGUUUACUGUCAGCAAUCUUUGGCAUUCCUAUGGCUCUCAUCUGGGGCAUCUACUUUGCCAUCUUGUCAUUCCUGCACAUCUGGGCGGUGGUGCCAUGCAUAAGGAGCUACCUGAUUGAGAUCCAGUGCAUUAGCCGUGUCUAUUCCAUCUGCAUCCACACGUUCUGCGACCCACUCUUUGAGGCUAUAGGCAAAGUGUUCAGCAGCAUCCGAGCCACAGUACGGAAAGAGAUUUGAGGGACAUUUGAAGAAAAGCCAUCAGCCUAGAGAGUGGGUGGGGGUUUUGUGUUGGUUGGGGUGUUUUGGUGCCAGUUUCGUUUUCCAAAGCAACAUAACAGCAACUGGUGGAUUUACUGGCCCAAAACAAAGAAUCACUUGCUCAGUUUCUUUUUCUACUGUGUAUUCCUACUGGACUACUUGCUUUUUUAUUAUUAUUAUUAUUUUUCCCUCUCUUUUCAGCCUGCAUUUCAAACUAACCAUCAAUGACUAUUUUUCCAUGCCAGUUGCAUAUCAUUUUGCUGGCUGUUCAAUUCAGAGACAGAAGUGUUACGUUGGGUGCCUUUUUAUCUCGCUGUUCAUUCCUUGUAAGAUAAAUCCGUAGAGAUACCAAAGAAUGACAAAAAUGUUUUCCAACACUGUAAUGCCAUUCAUUUUAUUGUGGCCAAAGAGUGUAGAGCUACUGCAGCAGAAUGAACGUGACAAGCUGGCAGGUUUUAGCAGAAUGUUCUUUUUCAAUUGUAUCGUCAGUUGACUACAGCUAUUUGCAGUCGUGGUCAGGUAUGGUGUACUAUGAAUACAUUGGUUAAGUAAACAAAUUACUUAAUUAAUACAUGACCUGAAAAGCUAACGCUUCAUCAGGCUGGAAACAUAGACACGUGAAAGCUUUUCACGUCCAUAAAAAAGCUUCUGUCUGUGCCUUUUGCUCUCUCUCUUGGAAGUUUGCAGCCAGUUGUUUCUCAGCCUUCUGUGGAGUUGUAGAAGCAAACUGCAGUUGAAAACUAAAACUGGUCAUUAUAGAAAUGUUUUCCUAACUGUGACUUAUGACACAUCUCUUAGCUAGCAUUUAGGUGCUUAUCUCAUAGGCUUCAUUUUUUUUCCAGAGUAUUCAUAUAACUACAUAUUUUAAGUAUGCCAGAGAUAACCCCAAGUUACGAGAAAAAUGAAGGUGUGCCAAACACAAGCCACAAAAUGCCAAGGAGGAGCUGCCUCUGAGAGAAACUUUCCUAUCAGCUUUAAAAACUUUCCUAUCAGCAGAAGUCAGCAUGCCACUAGCACACAGAAUAUUUUCAGGAGAAUUGAUGCUUUGCUGAGUCUAAACUAAUCCAUCAUGAGAGAUGGGUUAGAGCUUCAAAUCAUGGAUUUGUUCGUUUGUUUUUAGACAGGCUGCAACAUCAGAAGUCUGAAAUGGAGGGUGUUGUGUGAAGCUAGCCUAUGUUGCAAGGUGCAAGGCCUACAAAAUAGAGCCCUUGCAACAUACUCUGAUGCUGUGACCUACAGGAUCCUACAGGAACUCCUGCAGGAGCUCCUGCAGGAGCUUUUUGCCCUCAUGAUAGUACUGUGUUGAGAGAUACUGCCUGUAUCCUCAUGUGGUUUGUGUGAAGCUUUUGUAAAAAUAGUUGUGAGGCUGAUCAGCUUUAUUGUAGCCUGACCUGGGGCCUGAGCCUGCUCCAGUUGGCACCUACAGCAAACCAGUUCUUGACCUCCAAGAGUGCAGGACUUGGCCCAUGGGACUGAGCACAGAGCUGUCUGGUACACCUGCAGCUUUUUUAUUUAGCGCUGAUAUUUCACUUACUGCUUUACCUAACAUGGGAGUGCCUUCGGUUCUUUUUCUACCAAAGCAUUGAAAACGUUAGGAGAUGCUGCAUUUUUUAAAGGGGGUGGGAGGGAGAGAAGAGGGGAGAGGGUGCACAAAAAGUUACAAAGCUAUUAACUACUAUUGUUUGCAUUUAAAACAGACACUGGUAUGGAUAUAGUUUUAUGUUUUUCUAUGUACAUAGUGGAGAGUGUACUAUUAUAGAUUUUUUCAGAAUUAAAAACAAGCAAGAUUAUAAACAAGAAAUAUUUUAUCUUUUUAUGAGGAAAAUCACUCUGAAGAAAACCUUGAUUUAUCAUAUAAACUGUAUAUCCUGAAAGAUGUCUGUUCACUUAGAUUUAUUAGUCCCUAAUCCAAAUACGUUGCUGAUCUGAUACAUUUACAUUGUUGUUAUGUGCUUACAGAUAUAACUGACACUUUUUUAAUUCUGCAUGUACAUUAAAGACUACAAUAAAACAAUGUUUAAUGG